Camellia sinensis is the source of this 1254-nucleotide messenger RNA. The record is from RefSeq and is a predicted model, not a curated record. NCBI's taxonomy places the organism in Eukaryota, Viridiplantae, Streptophyta, Magnoliopsida, Ericales, Theaceae.
AUGGAAUCUGGAGGUUCUUUGAACGCAUACAAUGCCAAGUACUGGGAAAGUUACAACGAGAUCCUCUAUUGCCCCACCAAUUUGGCGAUCACCCAAUACAAGUGGGGUCUCCCAGUCGGACAUAGGCUGCGAGAUUCGCUUACGAUGCACCAGCCCACUACCAUGGAAUCUUUGAUGCAACGGAUCAACGAACACAUCCGAGUGGAGGACGAUGCUGCCACUGCGACCGAGAAGGAGAAUCCGGUCCCGGCAGACAGAAGAGUGGUGGGGAAGGUUCACUCAGUAGGGCAGGAGGGCAACCGUCCAAACGACCGGUCAAAAGAUCAACGUCGUGGCUCAAACCGCGAUGAUAGGAACAAAGGUCGCAGAAACGACCGAGCUAACGCUCCUCGUGAUGAAGAGGAAGAUGCCAAGAGAAAGUUGAAAGCGCGAACCGGUAUCACCACGCCGGCCAGAGAGCUGCUCCCCCUUACAAGUCCUUGGCUGUUUGCACUUUGGGGGCUGGAUAUUGUGGGACCACUCCCAACAGCUCCGGGCAACCGCAAGUUUUUCAUCGUUGCUACCGACUACUUCACUAAGUGGGUUGAGGCCGAGCUGUUGGCAACCAUAAAGGAAAAAGAUGUGAAGAAGUUUGUUUGGCAAAAUGUCGUCACUCGCUUCGAUAUACCGAAGGCCCUUAUUUCGGAUAAUGGCACUCAGUUCGAUGGGAAACUCUUUCACGGAUUUUGCGAAGAGUUAAAGAAUGAGUUCUACAACUCAACACCGGCCUACCUUCAGUCAAAUGGUCGAGCAGAAGCCUUAAACAAGACCAUCCUGGACGAGCUGAAGAAGCGGCUAGAGAAAGCCAAAGGGAAAUGUUCGACCGGGAAAACACCAUUUGCCUUGGCCUAUGGCAUGGAGGCUGUUAUCCCACUGGAAAUCGGCAUGCCGACCAUCCGGUCUGAAAGUUUUCAGCCAGACUUGAAUAAUGAAGCAGUGGCCUUGGAGCUUGACGUAGCAACCUACCAGCAAGAACUCUCCAGGAAAUACAACAAGACCGUGCAUCCAAGGCUAUUCAAGAUCGGAGACUGGGUCUUGAGAAAGGUGAUGGGCAACACGGUGAUCCCUGGCGAAGGCAAACUAGGUGCAAAUUGGGAAGGGCCGUAUAAGGUAACUGGCCUUGCAAGCAAAGGGGCCUACCAUCUAGAAGAUUUAGAUGGUAAAGCUAUCCCCAGAUCGUGGAAUGCAGCUAAUCUUAAGAUUUUUUACUUCUGA